UAAUAAAAGACUAGUGGCCCUAGUGCCCAUGCCCAGUGACCCUCCGUUCAACACCCGAAGAGCCUACACCAGCGAGGAUGAAGCCUGGAAGUCGUACCUGGAGAACCCCCUGACAGCGGCCACCAAGGCGAUGAUGAGCAUCAAUGGGGACGAGGACAGUGCUGCCGCCCUAGGCCUGCUCUAUGACUACUACAAGGUUCCUCGAGACAAGAGGUUGCUGUCUGUCAACAAAGCAAGUGACAAUCAAGAAGACCAGGAUAAAAGAAACUGUCUUGGCGCCAGUGAAGCCCAGAGUAAUUUGAGUGGAGGAGAAAACCGCGUGCAGGUCCUAAAGACGGUUCCGGUGAACCUUUCCCUAAAUCAAGAGCACCUGGAGAAUUCAAAGCGGGAACAGUACAGCGUCAACCUCACCGAGAGCCCCGCCAUCAUCCCGGUGUCAGGGAUCACCGUGGUCAAAGCYGAAGAUUUCACGCCUGUGUUCAUGACCCAACCUGGGCACUACACCCGGGGAGACGGGGAGGAGCAGCGCGUGGUUAUCUUUGAACAGACUCAGUACGACCUGCCCUCCAUCGCCAGCCACAGCACCUAUCUCAAGGACGACCAGCGCAGCACCCCGGACAGCACCUACAGCGAGGGCUUCAAAGACGGCACCACGGAGAAAUUUCGGAGUGCUUCAGUUGGGGCUGAGGAGUACAUGUAUGACCAGACGUCAAGCGGCACAUUUCAAUACACCCUGGAAGCCACCAAAUCUCUCCGUCAGAAGCAGGGGGAGGGCCCUAUGACCUACCUCAACAAAGGACAGUUCUACGCCAUAACACUCAGUGAGACCGGGGACAACAAAUGCUUCCGACAUCCCAUCAGCAAAGUCAGGAGUGUGGUGAUGGUGGUCUUCAGCGAAGACAAAAACCGAGAUGAACAGCUGAAGUACUGGAAGUACUGGCACUCUCGGCAGCACACAGCGAAGCAGAGGGUCCUCGACAUUGCUGAUUACAAAGAAAGCUUCAAUACGAUUGGCAACAUUGAAGAGAUCGCCUAUAAUGCUGUUUCCUUUACCUGGGAUGUGAACGAAGAGGCAAAGAUUUUUAUCACCGUGAAUUGCCUGAGUACAGAUUUCUCCUCCCAGAAAGGAGUGAAAGGACUUCCUUUGAUGAUUCAGAUUGAUACGUACAGUUAUAAUAAUCGUAGCAAUAAACCCAUUCACAGAGCUUAUUGCCAGAUCAAGGUCUUCUGCGACAAAGGAGCAGAAAGAAAAAUCCGAGACGAAGAGAGGAAGCAGAACAGGAAGAAAGGGAAAGGCCAGGCCCCCCAAACCCAGUGCAACAACUCCUCUGAUGGGAAGUUGGCCGCCAUACCUUUACAGAAGAAGAGUGACAUCACCUACUUCAAAACCAUGCCAGAUCUGCACUCACAGCCUGUUCUCUUCAUUCCUGAUGUUCACUUUGCAAACCUGCAGAGGACUGGACAGGUGUAUUACAACACGGAUGAUGAGCGAGAAGGUGGCAGUGUCCUUGUUAAACGAAUGUUCAGGCCCAUGGAAGAGGAGUUUGGUCCAGCACCUUCAAAGCAGAUGAAAGAAGAAGGGAUAAAGCGAGUGCUCUUGUAUGUGAGGAAGGAGACAGAUGACGUGUUUGAUGCUUUGAUGCUGAAAUCUCCCACGGUGAAGGGCCUGAUGGACGCGAUCUCUGAGAAGUACGGGCUGCCUGUGGAGAAGAUAGCAAAGCUGUACAAGAAAAGCAAAAAAGGCAUCUUGGUAAAUAUGGAUGACAACAUCAUCGAGCACUACUCCAACGAGGACACCUUCAUCCUCAACAUGGAGAGCAUGGUGGAAGGCUUCAAGAUCACGCUCAUGGAAAUCUGAGUCCCUGGCUCAGCGUCCCCUUGGCAGGAGCUCUCAGCAUGUUCCUCUCUGGGAGAGAUGGGGUCCCCCUGCUGCCUCCAAACCUGGAGACCCAUCUCACCCAUCUCAUAACUGCUGUUACAAGACUGUGCUGGGAAGCAGGCCAGGCCGAAGGCGCCACUGAUGGUAGUGUGCUGUACCCAUCCACCAGCUCACCU
Molecule: messenger RNA, 2055 nt
Organism: Urocitellus parryii (Arctic ground squirrel)
Lineage: Eukaryota; Metazoa; Chordata; Mammalia; Rodentia; Sciuridae
Source: RefSeq, a predicted model, not a curated record